Vombatus ursinus (common wombat) is the source of this 1428-nucleotide messenger RNA. It is a transcript of the gene IL15RA, whose product is annotated as interleukin 15 receptor subunit alpha. Lineage: Eukaryota; Metazoa; Chordata; Mammalia; Diprotodontia; Vombatidae. The record is from RefSeq and is a predicted model, not a curated record. Gene Ontology annotation, molecular function: interleukin-15 receptor activity. Gene Ontology annotation, biological process: interleukin-15-mediated signaling pathway. Gene Ontology annotation, cellular component: plasma membrane.
CUUUAGUCACGUCCUUUCCCCUUCGCUCCAGCUACGAGAAGCUGGAGCGCCGGAGACUGCAGCCUACCAGGAGUGGAGGCAGCGCCGCUGCCAACGAAGAGAGCGUGGGUUGGAGUGGGCACGCGUUUAACUAACCUAAGGUGGCGCUCUGGCGCUCGGACACUGUGGACGAAGCGUGUAGGGGUGGGGAGGGCAGAGGCGGGAAGCCUCAACUUAUGGCAAACUGCAGCCAGUUUCUGCGCUGCCGGGUCAUCGCCCUGCCCUUACAGUGGCUACAGCUCCUCCUCCUCCUGCUGCUACAGCUGCCACCCUGCAAUUUGCGAGAAGUGACAUGCCCUCCUCCCAGAUCUGUUGAACAUGCGGAUAUUCAGGUCAAGAGUCACAGUGUGAAAUCCAGGGAGCGAUAUGUUUGUAAUUCAGGCUUCAAACGUCAAGCUGGGACAUCCAACCUUAUUCAGUGUAUACUUGACCAGAACUCGAACACUGCCCACUGGACAGAGACGAAUCUGAAAUGCAUCAAAGAUCCCACACUGGUUCACCAAAAGCCAACUUCUUCGACAACAGAGGAACUUCUCACCCCUACUGGCAAAGGCUUCAUUGUAGAACCAGAAGCUUCCAAGUCAGACACCACAGUGGCAACAGAGACAGUUAUGGUGUCAACCUCUAUCUCCCUCUCAUCAUCCAUACACACAGCAUCUCCAGCAUUAGCAGGUACGGUCUCGAAGCCAGUCUCCAAGGACAUAUCAUCAGAACCACCUUCUGCAACAGUCAUAAUAACAACCCGAAACUGGUCCUUCACAGCCCUGGCUCAAACAACAGCACAGACCGUGGAGCAAUCUUCCCCCACUACCCAUGGGAUAAUAUCAGAUGCACAAUAUAAUGUUAUCCUACCUGUUUCUGUGGUUCUUUUCAUAAGUAUCCUGGCAGCUCCUCUGGCAUUAUAUGUGUUCUGCUUCAGAAGAAGGGAUCCAGUCCCAGAACAUAUUGAGAUGGAAGCGAUGCCAAUGAGAGGAGGGACUGAACAGAGAAGAUGGUGUAGACAGCUAACUACAGAACCUAUAUAGCAAAAAUAGAAAGACAAAUUCCUUUUGUCUAUCGCUCUUAUGUAGCAAGAUCUGGGGUAAAGAAGCCACAUUUACCUUAGUAGAAAAGAGCUUUCUUUGGCUUAAACAAACAGGAAGAAUACAAGCCAGAAUGAAAAAUCUAAGCAUUGCAGCUGAAGAAGAAUUCUCAGCUUUUAACUUUAAGCAUCCACUGAGUACCAUCACAACAGGAUGAAAUCUGACUGGAAAAGGUUCUCCCUGGGUACACAGAUGCACUUAUAAAAAGCAGGGCACUUAAGAAGUACAUUGUGAGGGACAGCUAGGUGUCGCAGUGGAUACACCAGCCCUAAAGUCAGGAGGGCCUGAGUUCAAAUCCGGCCUCAGA